Messenger RNA from Ruditapes philippinarum (Manila clam), 2119 nucleotides. RefSeq lists its product as uncharacterized. The record is from RefSeq and is a predicted model, not a curated record. The coding region runs from base 505 to 921 and encodes 138 amino acids. The transcript has 3 exons. Lineage: Eukaryota; Metazoa; Mollusca; Bivalvia; Venerida; Veneridae.
AGUAAUGUCCAGGACAAUGUUAAAAGCGUAAAAAUGAACAAAGGGCAACAACUGCAAAAUUAGGCAAGGCAGAGUUACGAUUCCUAUGCAUUGCAUACCGACCCACCUACAAAGUUUCAUAUGUUAAUAUAUAUUAUAGUUCGGACAAGAAAAAGCGGACGGAUGGACUUAGCGGCGACUAUACAGUAUGCUUAUCUUCGGGGAGCAUAAAAAUAGAUUAACCAUCAAUUGUUUGUUUAUCUUUUCUACUUUCGUUCAGUAUGAAAGUAAUUUAUUGAGUAGCAUAACUGAUAUAUUUCGAUGAACAGCUGACAUCUAAAUGUGCUAUUUAUAGUCUGAAAUUAACAUCAAAUGAUGUCUAUUUCAUAUAGCCAGCUUUUGGCGCCUGUCUUACAUAUAUCGGGCAAAUGACAGUCUUUGUUUUUGGAGUGAUCGUGGACUGAAAUUUUUACACCUUGAGAUGCGUGUUUAGAUGUUUCACGGUACCACGUGCGUUUUAAGUUUAUGAAUUAUUUCUGUUGUCAAAGCUUGAUUUUAAAUAUAUAUAUGGAUUUACCGAAAGCUAGUGUUGCAGUGUUGUCGUCAUUAGGGAAAAUAUGUCUCCAAGAGUUAUUUGAUUGUGUUAAUAGGACAGUUCCGAACUGUGUAGAUUCCAUGAAAGACAAAUAUAUCACAUUUCGCUACACACCUUGGGAUUGUCAUUUGCUGGAGGAUGCGUCAACUGAGAUCGGUAACAAAUGUGGAAAUGACGUCAUAUUUGAAGUCCGCAUAAAAGAAUCCACAGACAACAUUAUAAUAUUUCAGACAGAUGUCAACAAUUACAUUGAAAAAUCGGCAAACUCUUGCAGAAUAAGUUAUGGUGCUGCAAUGAUCUACCUGAUGUUGAUGGUCAAAUGUGUGCUUUUAUGGUGCAACCAAUAAAUAUGACAAUAUUUAAAAAGUAGAAACAGAGAAUAAUGCUAUGUAAUUUGAGAAAUGAGACAAACUGCAUUAAAAUGAAAGUAUUGCAGUACAUCUAUGGUCUAAAUUGAUUAGAAAAAUUGAAAUAAAAAAAUAGCUUCUUGUAAGGACACCUUUUAGUGAAUAUCGAUAUCUAAAAGAUUAACCGUUGAGUAAUUUAGGAGAAACAUUGAAUUUUUAAUUAGAUAUUUCAAGCAUAGGUAGAAUUGUAUAGUGACCCACCAGUGUUGGCAGGUGUUUAUAUAAUUAGAUAUUUCAAGACUAGAUAGUAUGUAAUAGUGGCCCACCAGUGUAGGCAGGUAUUUAUAAUGAGAUAUGUUAAGGCUAAAUAGGAUUUAAUAGUGGGACACCAGUGUAGGUAAGUAUGAAUAAUUAGAUAUUUCAAGACUAGAUAGUAUGUAACAGUGCCCCACCAGUGUUGGUAGGUAUUUAUAAUGAGAUAUGUUAAGGCUAAAUAGGAUUUAAUAGUGGCCCACCAUUGUAGGUAGGUAUUAAUUAUUAGAUAUUUCUUGACUAGAUAGUAUGUACAAGUGGCCCACCAGUGUAGGCAGGUAUUUAUAAUGAGAUAUGUUAAGGCUAAAUAGGAUUUAAUAGUGGCCCACCAGUGCAGGCCGGUAUUUAUAAUGAUAUAUGUUAAGGCUAAAUAGGAUUUAAUAGUGACCCACCAGUGUAGGAAGGUAUUAAUGAUUAAAUAUUUCAUGACUAGAUGGUAUAUAAUAGUGGGCCACCAGUGCAGGUAGGUAUUUAUUAUGACACAUAUCAAGACAUAAUAUGAUUAAAUUAUCGCCCACCAAUGUAGGUAGUUAUAAAUAAAUAUAUAUUUCAAGACUAGAUAGUAUUUAAUGUGGGCCACCAGUGUUGUUAGGUAUUUUUAAUUAGAUAUAUUAAGACGUUAUAUGAUAUAAUAAUCCCCCACCAAUGUAGGUAGGUAAUAAUAAUUAGAUAUAUCAAAUCUAAAUAGGAUUUGAUAGUGAACUUCCGGUGUAGAUAGGUUUUAAUUAUUAGAUAUUUGAGGACUUGAUAGUACGCAAUUAUGGGUAGUUAUGGGUCACCAGUGUAGGUAGGUAUCUAUAAUGAGAUAUAUCAAGACAUAAUAUGAUAAAAAAAAGUCGACCACCAGUGUAUGUAGGUAGGAAUAAAUAAAUAUAUAUUUCACGAC